Molecule: messenger RNA, 780 nt
Organism: Prunus armeniaca (apricot)
Lineage: Eukaryota; Viridiplantae; Streptophyta; Magnoliopsida; Rosales; Rosaceae
Source: the annotation of a GenBank genome assembly
AUGAUGAGAAGCAUAGCAAACUCAGCUCCUCAGCGAGGUAUAGCCGCCAUCGUGGGCGUUGGGCCGAAGCUGGGCCGCUCCAUCGCCCGAAAGUUCGCUCACGAAGGCUAUACCGUCGCUAUUCUAGCCCGCGAUCUUGGGAGACUCUCGAAAUUCGCGGACGAGAUCGCGAGGGAAGAAAAAGCCCAAGUUUUCGCCAUACGGAUCGACUGCUCCGAGUCUAGAAGUGUGAGGGAGGCAUUUGAAGGGGUUUUGUCUUUGGGUUUUGUGGAGGUGCUGGUCUACAAUGUCUGCCAGCAGCCCCCCAAUUGGCACCCCACCCACUUCACCGACAUCCGCCUCGACUCUUUCGAGAAGUCCCUUGCCGUGUCUUCUGUCGGAGCCUUUCACUGUGCUCAACAGGUUCUUCCGGGAAUGGUGGAAAGAGGAAAAGGGACGAUUUUGUUUACAGGGUGUUCAGCUUCACUCAAUGGCAUUGCUGGCUACUCUGAGCUCUGCUGUGGAAAAUUUGCGUUGAGAGCACUGUCACAGUGCCUGUCCAUGGAGUUUCAACCGCUGGGUGUACACAUAGCGCAUGUUAUCAUCGGCGGGGUGAUUGGCCAACCUAGAGGGGGUCAAUCGUCGUCGUCGACCGCUUCGCUGAGGACGACGUCGUUCGGGGACGGGUCAAUGGACCCGGACGCGGUGGCUCAAACCUACUGGCAGUUGCACGUCCAAGACCGGAGUGCUUGGACCCAAGAGAUCGACCUCCGUCCCUCUCACCCACCCAGAUUCUGCUAG